UGUGCUGCAGGUGCAUAAUGCGAGUUUGGAUGAUGGGAUGGAGGCGGUUCUAGAGGAUCUAGGCGGACCCAUGGCCUCAAUUCUGGCCAACAACUCCAUGUUAUCCAGAGGUCUGGUGCUGCGGAGCUCUAGUAACCAGAUCUCAGUGCAGUUCAGCAGUGAAUGGCCAGCUCAGCCUGGGUUAUUACUUUUGCAGUAUAGAGCAUUUGCUCUGAGUUGUGCAUCCCCGCUGGCCCCUGAAAAUGGUGAAGUAUCAGUCACUGGUCUUCAGGUGGGGGACGUGGCCUAUUUCUCCUGUCUGAUUGGCUAUCAGCUCCAGGGCCCCUCCUCUCUCACUUGCCGAAAUGCCACCACACUCUACUGGAGUGGCAGAGAGCCAAGUUGUCAAGUUUCUUGUGGGGGGAUGGUGAAAAAUGCCACUCAGGGUCGUAUCGUCUCUCCGGGGUUUCCAGGAAAUUACAGCAACAAUCUGACAUGUCACUGGGUACUGGAGGCCCCUGAGGGCCAUCGGCUCCAUAUUCACUUUGAGAAAGUGGCACUGGCUGAGGAUGAAAAUGAAGGGAACUGA
Messenger RNA from Sinocyclocheilus rhinocerous, 568 nucleotides. RefSeq names its product seizure protein 6 homolog. The record is from RefSeq and is a predicted model, not a curated record. Gene Ontology annotation, cellular component: dendritic shaft; dendritic spine; neuronal cell body. Bases 38 to 568 code for a protein of 176 amino acids. Lineage: Eukaryota; Metazoa; Chordata; Actinopteri; Cypriniformes; Cyprinidae. The transcript has 3 exons. Gene Ontology annotation, biological process: regulation of dendrite development; synapse maturation; regulation of protein kinase C signaling.